UUCAGGUAGGUCUUGAAGGCUACAUCUCGUGGUAUAUAAGGGAGCUCCUCCACCAGACAAGCAUCAUCAUCCCCGACGCCUCACCACACACCAACAUGCAGCUCGUACUCCUCGCCUGCCUGGCCGCCGUGGCCAUCGCCGCCCCUCAGCCCCAGGAUUUGCCGCCUGUAGCGAUCCUCCGUGACGACCGUGUCGACAAUGGUGACGGCAGCUUCCAAUAUGCCUUCGAAGCCGACAACGGCAUCGCCGUGGAAGCCUCCGGCACCCCUGGCAGCCAAGGACAGAGCAACAUACAGGGCGUCUUCAGGUUCCCUCUCUCCGACGGCAGCAUCGCUGAGGUCCGCUACAUCGCUGACGAGAACGGCUUCCAGCCCGAGUCCCCCCUGCUGCCCACUCCCCACCCCCUCCCCGCCCACGUCGAAGAACUUCUCCGCAUCGCCGAGAGGCAGCGUGCUGAGGGCAUCACCUUUGAGUAACACCAAACUAGGCGGAAACACAUUGACGAACCAACAACUGAAGAUGGACGCCGACUAAACACACAUGAUGGAUGUAAUUUCUCAAGACAUAUAACAAGGAGUGUAACUUACAUAUAUAAUAAAAUCAAGAAUAUAAA
This is a messenger RNA of Homarus americanus (American lobster), 613 nucleotides long. Its product is annotated as cuticle protein AM1159-like. The coding region runs from base 96 to 476 and encodes 126 amino acids. Gene Ontology annotation, molecular function: structural constituent of chitin-based larval cuticle. NCBI's taxonomy places the organism in Eukaryota, Metazoa, Arthropoda, Malacostraca, Decapoda, Nephropidae. The transcript is spliced from 3 exons. The record is from RefSeq and is a predicted model, not a curated record. Gene Ontology annotation, cellular component: chitin-based extracellular matrix.